This is a messenger RNA of Phlebotomus papatasi, 1496 nucleotides long. RefSeq names its product dual specificity protein phosphatase 10 (gene puc). Gene Ontology annotation, biological process: negative regulation of MAPK cascade; protein dephosphorylation. Gene Ontology annotation, molecular function: MAP kinase tyrosine/serine/threonine phosphatase activity; protein tyrosine/threonine phosphatase activity. The record is from RefSeq and is a predicted model, not a curated record. Lineage: Eukaryota; Metazoa; Arthropoda; Insecta; Diptera; Psychodidae. Gene Ontology annotation, cellular component: cytoplasm; cytosol.
UUUCAGGAGUCAUCACCCCUUGCUGGGUUUUACAAAAGACUGAGUUACCUGGUAGGAAUUUCAGGAGGAAGGGAAUUUCAUUAUUAUCAACAAGUUCUAUAGAAACCUAUACCCUCAUUUACUCUAUAAGUACGAAGGACUGCAGGAAGUUAUUAGACCUGCAUAAUAGCUAUGAAGAAAAUCACCAACACGGUGUGUUGGUGAUUUUGAUGACUGCAUUUUGUACAAAAAAUACAGGUCAAAUUGGAGUUAUCAUCACUGAUCAAUGUGACGCAUCGCAAGAUGGUGUAACUGGUUUUGACAUGUGUGAAAGUCGCCGGACCUGCUCGGUUCCACUUAACGGAUAGGGUGUGCCACAAAACGGAAAAGUGCGUCAUUUCUCUUACAAUCGGGCCACAAAUUUCCUUUGAAUCUGCAAUAUCACCCUAUUGGAUGCAAAAGUAUGCUCCAAGUCACUCACACACUUACUUAUCUACACAAAGUGAUGUACAUUUCAGCAAGUAGAGAGACUUCUUGGUUUAUUUCACUAUGAACUUUCGAAUGAAAUAGACGGGAGCCGUUUCGGAAAGAAUAAUAUAGUGAAACUUGAAUAAAUUUGCCAUAUUCAAAUAUAUUUAGUGUUUAUACGAUUGUACAGAAAUAAGUGACUAACUAGUGUAAAGUUGAAAAAAGUGACCCGAAACUAAUUAGUGUUCCAAUGAUCAGGAUACAUUUAGUGAGAAAUUUUGAAAUUUUGUGAACAUUUCCAAUAUUUGGGAUUAAAUAUAUCUAUCACUUAAAAUACAACUCUCGGAAGUAACACAUCUGCUAGCACAGGAAGGAGUAAAAUAUGACUUUCCUGCCAAAGUGAAAUAAUAUCCAGGAUUUAGGAUUCAUCACAAUCAAUAUACUCUAAGGUGCACAUAUUUUAGCGAAUAAAUUUCCAGUGCAUUUAGAAAUUUAUUCUAAGCGUUAUAAGAAUAUCGAGUGUGAAGUUAUUUUAGAUAAGUCUUCGUUCUUACAUAAUAUACAAAAAAUGCGGUUAAAGCGUGAAUCACCCUGUUUGGUACUUCGCUUCAUGCCGAUUAAUAAACUAGGAACCAACCACAAAGAUUACAAUCGAAGACGUCGGGAUUCUUCACCAUCAACCCCGGCUAGUCCAUCGGAUUGUGAAAGCAUGUAUCCCGCCACAGAUGCACCAUCAUCCUCACAUUCAUCAGGUAGUCGUAAAUUGUUCACCCGGAGUUGCUCUAGUCCAGCUGUAUCUUGUGCAGAUAUCGAGUCCCAAUUUGACAUCGAAACACAUCCAGCAUCGCCAGUAUUUCCUCAUUUGCUGCUCGGCAAUGGACGGGAUGCCGUGGAUCCUAGCAGUGUUGGGGCCAAUUGUGUACUGAAUGUGACAUGCCAGCCACCGAGUACCAAACCCAAACCUGGGCUUCAGUACAAACAAAUUCCGGCCAGCGAUACACCACACCAGAACAUAAAGCAGUACUUUCAGGAAGCGUAUGAAUUUAUUG